AUGGCCGACCCCGCUGCGACGCUGCCCGCCACGAACGGCCAGGCCGCCCUCGCUGCGCCCGAUGCCGCCGGCGAGCUCGCCGCGUCCAUGGCCCAGGCCGCGACCGUGUCCGCAGAUGAGAUUGCCCUCUACGACCGACAGAUCCGCCUCUGGGGCCUCGAGGCGCAGAACAGGAUCCGCAACGCCAACAUCCUCCUCGUGAACAUCAAGGCCCUCGCCAACGAGAUCGCGAAGAACCUGGUGCUGGCAGGCAUAGGCUCCAUUACACUCGCCGACCACGGGGUAGUCGCCCAGGAGGACCUCGGCGCCCAGUUCUUCGUCACCGAAGCCGACGUGGGCAGCAACCGCGCCCAAGCAGCGGCUCCCCAAGUCCAGAAACUCAACCCCCGCGUCAAGGUCAACGUGCUCACCCACGACGUGUCCAAGGAGACCGACACUAGCUUCUUUGUGCCUUUUGACUUGAUCAUUGCCACUGACCUCGACUUCAUCGGCCUCACCAACAUCAACAGCUGCGCAAGAAUCGCCAACCGCCCUUUCUACGCAGGAGGCACCCAUGGCAUGUACGGAUACAUCUUCGCAGACCUGGGCCAGCACGACUUCGUCAUCGAGCGCGAGGUGUCCAGGAAGACGGAGCUCAAAGCCGAAUCAGCGACACGGUCCGUAACCGCCGUCCGCUUCAAGAAGGAGAACGGCAAGAACAUCGAGCUCGUCACAAAGCGCGAGCUGUACACCCCGCUGCUGCUGUCCAACACCUCGCCUCUUGCCCCGGAGCUGCAGGGAAACACCCGCAAGCUGAAGAAGGUCCAUCCUCUGCUUACCUGCAUCCGCACGCUUUGGGAGUGGCAGCGACAAGGCAACGGCAGUCCACUCGCCGCGCUGCCGGCCUUCACCGCCUCCGCCAUGGACCGACACAAGGAGCUCACCCUGCCAGCCGAGACGCUCACCGGCGACUUUUUGCGCGACUUCCUCAGCAACCUGGACUGCGAGAUUGCACCGGUCACGGCCUACCUCGGCGGACAGCUGGCUCAGGAUGUCAUCAAUGUUCUCGGCAAGCGAGAGCAGCCCAUCCAGAACCUCAUGCUGUUCGACGGCGAGGAUAGCUCGGGACCAGUGUAUGCCCUCCACCCCAUCUUCGUGAAUGACCCUGUGCCACCGAUUGUGCCCCUGCCUGUCGACGCGCCCAUCGUGUUGGCUUGA
Molecule: messenger RNA, 1197 nt
Organism: Paraphaeosphaeria sporulosa
Lineage: Eukaryota; Fungi; Ascomycota; Dothideomycetes; Pleosporales; Didymosphaeriaceae
Exons: 3
Coding region: 1-1197 (398 amino acids)
Biological process (GO): protein sumoylation
Cellular component (GO): SUMO activating enzyme complex; cytoplasm
Molecular function (GO): SUMO activating enzyme activity
Source: RefSeq, a predicted model, not a curated record